This is a messenger RNA of Poeciliopsis prolifica (blackstripe livebearer), 1423 nucleotides long. RefSeq names its product RAD52 homolog, DNA repair protein (gene rad52). NCBI's taxonomy places the organism in Eukaryota, Metazoa, Chordata, Actinopteri, Cyprinodontiformes, Poeciliidae. Gene Ontology annotation, biological process: mitotic recombination; double-strand break repair via single-strand annealing; DNA recombinase assembly. The transcript has 12 exons. The record is from RefSeq and is a predicted model, not a curated record. Gene Ontology annotation, cellular component: nucleus. Bases 113 to 1375 code for a protein of 420 amino acids.
CGGGAAGUUCACGCUGUUGCUACUUUUCCAGCGUAAACUGCACAUUUGUUACAUAUUUCUUUGGACUUUUAUCAUAAAAAUAGCUCAAAGGAGCUGAAACAGGACGACAGCUAUGGAGGAGAAGAGAGUCCAUGCAUCAUCCAGGAGCUUUGGACAAUGCACCUACACGGCGGAGGAGUACCGGGCCGUGCAGGACGCGCUGCGGCAGCGGCUGGGACCCGAGUUCAUCAGCUCCAGAAUGGCUGGAGGAGGACAAAAGGUUUGUUACAUUGAAGGACAUCGUGUCAUCAGCCUGGCCAAUGAGAUGUUUGGAUACAAUGGAUGGUCUCACUCCAUUUCCCAGCAAAAUGUCGACUUUGUAGACCUCAUCAAUGGGAAGUUUUAUGUUGGAGUCAGUGCGUUUGUCAAAGUGCAGCUGAAGGAUGGGUCGUUUCAUGAGGAUGUGGGGUACGGAGUCAGCGAGGGUCUGAGGUCUAAAGCUCUGUCUCUGGAGAAGGCGAGGAAGGAAGCUGUGACAGACGGCAUGAAGAGAGCUCUGAAAUGUUUCGGCAACGCUCUGGGAAACUGCAUCCUGGAUAAAGAAUACCUCCUUGCGAUCAACAAGAUUCCCAAACAGCCUCGUCCGGAUCUGGACCCGGCACAGACAAAGCGCUGCGAGGGCCAGCCGUCCAUAGAGAAGGCCCGCUUCUGCAGUCUGGUCAGAGAUCCAAACGCAAUGAGUGCAAUAGAACCUGCCAGGAUGCCGCUGGAUCCCAGAGUCUUCAAUCAGAACCAAUCAGAGGCCCGCCGGCCCAGUUCAGCUGACUCUGCAGCCGACAUAAAGUCAGAAAACGUCUCCAGGUCAGCCGCAGACGGUGCUGAUGUCGUCAUAUCCGCCCCGAAUACGGACCCCAAACAUCUGAGGAAGCUGCGGCAGCAGCAGCUGCAGCAGGAGUUCAGGAGGGAGAUGGAGGCCAAGAAGCUGCAGCAGAAACUGCAACAAGCAAAGACUGAAGAGGCGGAGGUCACGAUUGGACGGAGAUCCACGGGAGGUGAGGACGGUGCGUCUGCGUUUAGCGACAAACCAACAUCCGGAAACCAGUCAGGCAGCAGGAACACGUGUGCAGACGAUCCAGAACUCUGGGAUUUCACUUUGGAUGGGAUCGAGGAGCUGGAUGAUCCCGCAGGCGCGUCUUCUCCCAGAGGGAGCGUGCCCAGAACGCCGGGGGGUCACCAGAUGCAGACGCGAAGUAAAACCCCUCAGAGAGCGUCGACCGGAAGCCCGAACGCUCACUCCGGACCGCCACACAGCAAUCAGUGCCAGGGGAGACCAGGCGAGGCCUUCAGUCCUUACAGACAAGGACAGCAGCUGAAGAAACGCCGGCUGGACACAUGACACUUUACUCUGCGCUUCGAUUAAAACCUUUGUUUUAUUUAUUUUCAA